Molecule: messenger RNA, 4222 nt
Organism: Aphidius gifuensis
Lineage: Eukaryota; Metazoa; Arthropoda; Insecta; Hymenoptera; Braconidae
Gene: Adcy8
Product: adenylyl cyclase 78C
Exons: 16
Coding region: 831-4178 (1115 amino acids)
Biological process (GO): adenylate cyclase-activating G protein-coupled receptor signaling pathway; intracellular signal transduction; cAMP biosynthetic process
Cellular component (GO): plasma membrane
Molecular function (GO): adenylate cyclase activity
Source: RefSeq, a predicted model, not a curated record
CGAGUGUCGAUCGAAAGGUGAUUUCUCUUCAUUUGCAUCAUACAUUGUAUAUAAAAAAAAAAACUAUUUAUUUAUUUUUUAAUUUUUUUUUUUAUGUGUGUAUAAAUACAUAUUUAAACGAGACGAAAAAUUAUGUCUCGUGUGAUGCUUGCCAAUUUCUCAAUGGCAAUUUUAAAAUAAAAAAAAAAUUUUAAAAUUCAAAAUUAAAAUUUACAAAAUUUAAAAAAGUAAAAAUUUAUAAAGGAAAUACUUGAGUGACCUAAGGGUCAAUUUGGUCAUUGCGAGAUAAUGAUUACAGAACAAACUUGGACCAUGAUGCUGGAACCAGAUGUACCAGGCAUCGAUGAAUUGAGCAUAUCACCAAGAAAACACUUGUGGAUAAAAGCAGUUAAAAAAUUAACAUCAGAAAGACUUGGAAGAGAAGGUCUUGCUGCUUGGGGUGCACCAAGACAACAUGAAGAUCGUGAAUUACCAGAUAUCAAGGAAGAAUCACCACAAGGUGAAAUAACAUUUAUCAUUGAUCCACCACCAGUUAUUCAAUCUGAUAAAUGUCAUACUGAUAAUGAAGAAGAUGCUACUGAUAAUUGUCAACAAGCAAAAAUAACUGAAAAAGAAAAUGAAGAUAAAAAAGAAGAAGAAGAAGAGCCACUUCAUCAACAAGGUUUAAACAAUUUAAAUUUUAAUAGAAAAGAAAAAAAAAAUGUCAUAACAAUUUAAAUGGGUAUAUUAAUGUUUUAAAAAUUUAGAUUGCAUUAAUAACAAUUUGGAUAUUUCGACGAAAUGAAAAUAGCAGUAGUUUAAUUGAAACAAUAUCAUGGGCAUCAUGUUGUAUGUUGGCAAAUUUAAUUGUAUGUGUACUUGGCCUUUGGAGAUGGUUUUCCAAUAAUUAUCUUUAUUGGGCUUCAGUAUUUACCUGGCUGCUUAUAAAUAUUCAAGGUUUUGUAGCAGCUGGACUUAAUUUUUCAUCACAACAAAGAAUGAUGUGGUAUAUAUUAUUUGUUGUUUAUGCACCAUAUGCAAUGUUACCACUUCCAUUGAGAUGGUGUGUACUUGCUGGAUCUGGAACGGUAUUAACACACAUGACAAUGACUAUUUCAACAAUUUUUUAUGAUCCAAAAGACUUUCAGGAUGUUAAAUGUAUUGCAAGAAUGUUAACAACAAAUAUACUACUUUAUGUUGCUGUUAAUUUAUCUGGUAUGUACACAAAAUAUUUGACUGAUCGAGGUCAACGUCAAGCAUUUCUUGAAACACACAGAUCUAUGGAAACACGUCAAAGAACACAAAAUGAAAAUAAUAGACAGGAAAAACUUUUAUUAUCUGUUUUACCAGAUUUUGUUGCCAAAGAAAUGAUUAGAGAUAUUGCUAGAGAAACAGCAAGUGGUGGAACAUUUUCAUUUACACCAAAUCAAUUUCAUAGAAUUUAUCUUCAUAGAUAUGAAAAUGUCAGUAUUUUAUUUGCUGAUAUUAAAGGUUUUACAGCUUUGGCAAGUCAAUGCAGUGCCCAAGAAUUAGUCAAAGUAUUAAAUGAUUUAUUUGCUAGAUUUGAUAAAUUAUCAUCGGAAAAUCAUUGUUUAAGAAUAAAACUUCUUGGUGAUUGUUAUUAUUGUGUAUCGGGACUUCCAACAGCAAGAAGUGAUCAUGCACAGUGUUGUGUUGAAAUGGGACUUCAUAUGAUUAAAGCAAUCGGAGAUAUUCGCUACAAGACAAAAGUUGAUCUCAAUAUGAGAAUUGGCAUACACAGUGGAUCAGUAUUGUGUGGAGUUCUUGGCCUUAGAAAAUGGCAAUUUGAUGUAUGGAGUUACGACGUUACUUUGGCAAAUCAUUUGGAAAGUGGUGGAAUUCCUGGACGAGUUCACAUAUCAGAAGAUACCUUGGCUUGUUUAAACGACGUCUAUGAAGUUGAACCCGGUAAUGGAAUCGACAGAGAUAAUUAUUUAAAAGAUCGUGAUGUCGUAACAUAUUUAAUAAAACAAAUUGAACCAUCACGACCCAAAAGAAAACAAUCAACAAAACCAAAAAUAUCCUCAGAUGAUGAUCCAUUGAAUAAAUUAAAAAAAAGUUUUAAAAUUGCAAAUGCACUUGCAGCAAGUGCCAAUAUGAUAACAGCAAAUCAAACAAAAGAAGAAGAUGAAGUUGUCGUUGAUUGGACUCCAGAAAUACCAUUUGAAAAUUUAAAUAGUGCAACAUCAAUGAGUAAUCUUGAAGCUGAACUUGAAGAUGACGAUGAUGAAGAAGGUGGUGGUCAAGGUGAAAAAAGAAGUGGUGGUGGUUUUGAAACAGCAAGUAAUAAAAGAAUGAGACUUGCUAAUAUUAAUCCAUGGACACUUAAAUAUAAUGAUGAUAAUCUUGAAUCAAAAUUCGGUCAAUUACGAGAAGAUAUGUUUAAAUCAAAUAUGACUUGUUGUUUUUUUAUUUGGAUAUUUAUUGCAACUUGUCAAGCUGUUAUUGUACCAAAUUGUAUUAUUUUACUAAUUUCACUAGUUGUAACAACAAUAAUAUUUGUUGCUUGUUCAAUUCUCGUAAUGGCAGAAGAAUUUAAAAAACUACCAAAUUACUUGCAACAAGCUUCAUCAAUACUUGUAUUAAAAAAACAACAUAGAACAAUAUUUAUAUGUAGUUUAAUAAGUCUAAUGGCAUUGACAUCAAUUAUUGGAGUAUUAGAGUGUCCAUCUGGAAAAUUAUCAACUAAAAAUCUACCAAUUUAUGACAAACUAAUAAUGCCAAAUAAAACUGGGAUUAUCAAUUCAACUACAGCAUCAUCAACACUUCAAGUAGACAAUCUUAUUAUAAAUUUUUUAAAAUCAGCACUUCAAUAUGAAGCUAAAAAUGGUGACUUAAAAAUUCAUGAAAAUAAAACAAAUAAAUUACGACAUAAAAGACGUGAAAUAUUAAAAUUUUAUCGUUAUGAAAAACAUUCAGGAUCUAUAAGACAUUAUAAAAGAUUUACACCAAGACAAAAUGUUAAUUUUAAUUCAAGAAAAAUAUUAACAAUCAAUGAAACAUUUGAUGAUAAAAAAACAAUUUAUAUUGAAAAUAAAAGAAAUUGUUUACAGCCAGAAUAUAUUGUAUUUACUUGGAUACUUUGUUUGAUAGCAUUAGCAUCAGCUUUAAAACUUUAUUAUAUUGUUAAAACUGCAUUAGCAUCAAUCAUUGUAUUGAUGUAUGCAAUUAUUAUAUUAAUUGGUAGACAAGAUAUUUUUGUAACAAUUAAAAAUCCUGAUGAACCAGCAAUAUCAUUGUCAGCACAAAUGUUAAUUUUUUUAGCUGUAUUUUUAGUUGUUGUAACUUAUCAUGGUCGUCUUGUUGAAGUUACAUCAAGACUUGAUUUUUUAUGGAAACAACAAGCUGAACGUGAACUUGGUGAUAUGGUUGAAUCAAAACAUAAUAAUAUGCAAUUAUUAAAAAACAUAUUACCAGAUCAUGUUGCUAAUCAUUUUCUUACUGCUGAACAUCCACCUGAAGAAUUAUAUUCACAAUCUCGAGCAAAAGUUGGUGUAUUAUUUGCAAGUAUACCAAACUUUACAGAAUUUUAUUCGGAGGAUGUUAACAAAGGAAUGGAAUGUAUUAGAUUACUCAAUGAAAUAAUUGCUGAUUUUGAUGAACUUCUUGAUGAAGCACCAUUUCAUUGUAUUGAAAAAAUUAAAACAGUUGGAGCAACUUAUAUGGCAGCAUCUGGUUUAAAUCCAAGUCAAGCAGAAAUUGCCAAGGAUGAUAGUGAACAUUUAUGUAGACUUGUUGAUUAUGCAGUUGCAAUGAGACUACGUCUUGAAGAUGUUAAUAUUCAUUCAUUUAAUAAUUUUGAUCUGAGAGUUGGUAUUAGUUGUGGUCCACUUGUUGGAGGAGUUAUUGGUGCCCGGAAACCAGUUUUUGAUAUUUGGGGUAACACAGUUAAUAUGGCAUCAAGAAUGGAUUCAACAGGUGUCAAUGGUAAAAUUCAAGUACCAAAAGAUGUUGCAAUUUUUUUAGAAUCAAAAGGUUAUCAUACACAAAAACGUGGACUUGUUGAAGUUAAAGGUAAAGGAGCUAUGGAAACAUAUUAUGUUCUUGGUAGAGAUAAUCUUGAAAAAGAAAAUAUAUCAAGAAAUCGUAGCACAUGUAGAAGUCUUGCUGCUGUUGUUUAUGGUGUUGUACAAGCAAGAAGAAAACAAAUGGCAACUCCAAUAACAACAAAAACAUAAAAAAAUUUUAAAAAUCAUAAAAAGACAAAUAAGCCAAUUAAAAA